Messenger RNA from Purpureocillium takamizusanense, 1777 nucleotides. RefSeq lists its product as uncharacterized. The transcript has 3 exons. Gene Ontology annotation, molecular function: nucleotide binding. The record is from RefSeq and is a predicted model, not a curated record. NCBI's taxonomy places the organism in Eukaryota, Fungi, Ascomycota, Sordariomycetes, Hypocreales, Ophiocordycipitaceae. Bases 1 to 1575 code for a protein of 524 amino acids.
AUGCAAUGUAUGUCGCGCAUAUAUCUCGACAUCUUCCCCGGGCCAUUGCACCAGAUGGGGGCACCUCCUCCUACUCCCCCGUCAUCGUCAUCGUCGCUUCACCCUCGCACGAGUCGCACAAACAUGCCCCCCCUCAUCCGCGUCGCCAUCAUCGGCCUCUCCGCCUCGGCUGUCACCUCGUGGGCCAGCCAAGCGCACCUCCCGUACCUCCUCUCCGCGCGGGGCCGCGCGCGCUUCACCAUCGUCGCGCUAUGCAACUCGAGCGUGGAAGCCGCCCGCGCCGCCAUCCGCGCCUUUGACCUGCCGUCGCCACCGCCAUCACCGUCCAGCGCGGGAGGAGGAGCGGGAGGGCAGCCAGGGCAAGGGGAAGGGGAAGAAGGGGUCCUCAACGGCAUACGCGCGUACGGCGACCCGCAGAGCCUCGCCGACGACCCAGACGUCGACCUCGUCGUCUGCUGCACCCGCGUCGACGUGCACCUCGCGACCGUCCUGCCCAGCGUGCGCGCGGGAAAGCACGUGUACGUGGAGUGGCCGCUGGCGCAGGACGAGCGGCGCGCGAGGGAGUUGCUUGAAGCGGCGACAGAGGCAGGCCGUGUUGGAGCAGGACUAUUAGGGGAGAAGAAGCAGCAAAAGAUCAUCGUGGGCAUGCAGGGACGCGUCGCUCCCCCCCUCGUCAAGCUCAAGCAGCUCCUGGCCGAGGGUCGCAUCGGUAGGGUCCUCAGCUCCGAGGCGAGGGCGUUUGGCGGGUCGCACGACCGCGAGAGGCUGAUGGUGGGACUGAGGUGCUUUACGGAGCUUGAUGUCGGGGGGAAUAUCGUCACGAUUGGGUUUGGUCACUUGUUCGAUCAGAUCCAGCACGUCCUCGGCGACAUGCAAGACAUCCGCGCCCAGCUGCAGCUCCAGCGCCCCAACGUCACGCUCAUCGAGCCGCCAUCCUCCUCCUCAUCCUCCUCCCCUUCUUCGUCCCCCAGCAAAGUCGUCGAGAUAACGCGCUCCAACGUCCCCGACCUCAUCAUCGCAACCGGCACGCUGCUCCCCCUCAUCCACCAGCUCCAGCCCGCCUCCUCGCCCACCACCACCACCACUGCCACUACGAACCAGCUCAACGCCGUCAGCAGCGGCAGCGGUGUCGGCAGCGGCAGUGCUCCCAGCGUCCUCAUCUCAUACCGCCGCGGCCAGCCCUUCCCCGGCACCCCCGCCUUCGUCUGGACCAUCAACGGCGAAAGGGGCGAAAUCCGACUCACCGCCCCGGGCGGGCCCACGCUGCAGUCGUCGACGUAUGCGCACGGCACUCGCGUGACCAUUGAGGUGCACGACUUUGCUGGCCGCUCCGUCUCCGGCGGCGGCGGCGGUGGCAGCGGUGGUGGUGGCAGCGGCGGCAAUGGUGGUGAUGUCGUCGAGAGCGUGCCGUGGGAGUGGGAGGCGUGGCAGGGGGCCCUGCCGGUUCCUGCGCGCAACGUUGCGCGCAUCUACGAGGACUUUGCGGAGGGCAGGGCGACGCCGUCGGGCGAGGACGCGUUGAAGAGACAUGUGCAGCUGGGGGAGAUUCUGCGAGCGUGGACGCCGCCGCACUGACUGAUGGCUUUGGCAGCGGGAUGAAUCGAUGAUACUGCCAGCCCAGGCUCUGGGAGGGGAUGGAUGAAAAGAAGCACUUGCCAGGAUCAACAAUAUGUAUAGUUCGUGCAUCGACCGAGUCAUCAUCGCGUUUGAUGGAAUUUAUUAUAGCGACUCAUGAUAGGAAUACCGUUUCUUUGCCCAUUCUCAUCGAAUAGCGGGG